UGUCAGACGCGUAGGAAACGACAUCCUCGCCAUCGCCCUUGUCAUUGUCGGACCUGCCGCCGCCACUUGUCGUGAUUAGAAACGAUCAUAAUAACAAUUAGUUGUUGGCGAUUCUAGCGAGAUUAGGCACAACAAUUUCGGACCAAAGUGACUCCCGGUGCGCGUCAUUGCGUCCACUUCAGCCUUGAUCCCACUUCUGGCCCACAUCUCCAACUCUAUAGUCACUUUCGUGUUGCUCUUCGCCACUCCAACACUCACGACGACAGCGUCUCUCCAAGGACAGACCACCAACAGGCGUACCGCGCCAUCUGAUACUCGUCUCUGAGCCCGGGAGGGGAACGACAAUUCAUGCCUGUCGUCCAGCCUGGGUCUUUGGUCUUGGUCACUGGCGCGUCCGGCUUCAUUGGCGCUCAUACCGUCUCAGCACUCAUCAGUGCUGGCUUCAGUGUCCGUAUCGCUGUUCGUACCGCUGAGCAAGGCGCGCACGUCGUCCGACUCUUCCCCACCGAGCCAAUCGAUGUGGCACUCAUCGACGACUGGACCGACCCCGCGUCCUAUGUCAAGGCCGUAAAGGAUGUUCAUGCGAUUAUCCACCUCGCUUCGCCCGCCAACUUGGACCUCACGGCUGACCCCGAGGACAUCCUCAUCCCGGCGGUAAGGAGUGUCACGAGUUUACUCGAGACAGCCGACCGCACUCAGGCACUGGGCGGGAGCCUCAAGCGCGUCAUCUAUCUCAGCUCGGCUGCCGCGGCUGGACGCUAUGACAUCCCGGGGCCAGUGACAUUCACAGAGGAAGACUGGAACGACCAGAGCGUCGCAGCUGUGCAGACAUUAGGGGCAUCGGCCUCUGGGGCAUUCAAGUACUCUGCUUGUAAAACUAUGGCCGAGCGGGCACUAUGGGACUACGUCGAGGAUAUGGACCCCACAUGGGAUGCAGUGUCCCUCCUGCCCAGCUGUAACUUUGGCCCCACAAGUCAGCAAGCCACGGCUGGCGCCGUAACCACCUCGGGAUCCCUCAUUGUGGCCCUGUUCAAGCCCUUCCUCCAGCCAGGUAUACCAGACGAAUGCCUACACGAGUCGUUUGGCAACUUUGUCGACGUGCGCGACGUCGCACACUGCUGUGUGGCCUCGCUCUGCGUUCCUGAGGCCGGCGGCCAGCGAUUCAUCGUAUCAGCGUCUUCGCUGUGGGGUAAUGACUUCGCUCUCGCCGCCAGCCACGGCGUAUCAGAGCUCUCGGGUCUCACGAUGGGCCGAUACGACCCCAAGUUCCGCGGGCAGCUGGACUCGCAGGCGGUGCAGUACGACGGCAGCAAGGCCGAGCGCACCUUUGCGUUCAAGUACCGUCCGAAGGACGAAUCGCUCGAAGAGGCCGCGACGUUCAUCAAGGCGCAGAUGGUGUCUGCGUAUCUAAGCUCCAUCACGGGUGGCGGGGGUCUCCCCUCUUCCUCAUCGCCCAACAUGCCCUUCCUCCCCCGCGGCUCCCUCGUCCUCGUCACCGGCGGCUCGUGCUUCGUCGGAACGCACACGGUCGCCGCCCUCCUCGCCGCCGGGUUCAAGGUGCGCGUCACGGACAACCAGCACAAGAUCGGGCAGGUCCACGCCCUGUUCCCCGACGUCGAGUGCUAUGUGGUCAACGACAUCACUAGGUACGAUGCGUACGAGGACGCCGUAGAGGGCGUCGACGGCAUCAUCAACCUCGCGUUCCAGAGCACCACUUGCCACAUUGGUGACCACUUCUUCCUCGAGCGCGCGGUCCGCGGCGUCACUAGCCUGCUUAACAGCGUUGGCCCGUUAAAUCCUACCGUCAAGCGUGUUGUUCACAUUAGCUCGAUCGCAUCCGCCGGCCGCUACGACGUCCCAGGCCCUGUCAGCUACACGGAGAAGGACUGGAACGACCAGUGUGUCGACAUCGUGGAGCUCAAGCAGGCUGCUGCACCGAGCUCGAUCCAGUACUGUGCUAGCAAGACCCUCGCCGAGACUGCCUUCUGGGAGUGGAUCCGCCGCCGCCAGCCGCUGUGGGACGGUGUGGCUCUGCUUCCCGGCUGCACCAUUGGCCCCCCCACGCACGACACUCCCACCGGGAUGAAGGUCGACCACUGUGACCCCCUCGUGCUCGCCCUGUUCCAGCCCUUCCUCUCGACCGGUGCACCCCAGAAUCUCCUGAACCAGUCCUUUGGCAACUUUGUCGACCGCCGUGACGUUGCCGACGCGUGCGUAAAGGCCAUGCGUACCCCCGAGGCGUCUGGCGAACGCUUCAUCAUCUCGGGCACCCCGCUCUGGGGCAACGACUUUGCCCUCGCCGCCAACCACGCCCUGCCGGACCACUUCGAGUUCCUCCACGGCAACGAGGAUGUCACUUACCGCGCCGAGCUCGACAGGCAGGCCGUCUACUUUGACGGCUCGAAGGCGACCCACGUCCUCGGCCUCAAGUACCGCUCCAAGGACGAGUCAAUGACCGAGGCUGUCGGGUACAUUUUCAAGCAGCUUGAAGAUGCGUGGCGUGCGAAGCGGGAGGCGGAAGAGGGCGAGCUCUUCUGAAUGCGGAAAGACGUAACAGAUACCCCACCUUUCGUUGAGGAUACGACAAGUCUUACGAGUUAUGUAUGUACAGAGCCUCCAUGUACGAAG
This is a messenger RNA of Vanrija pseudolonga, 2628 nucleotides long. RefSeq lists its product as uncharacterized. NCBI's taxonomy places the organism in Eukaryota, Fungi, Basidiomycota, Tremellomycetes, Trichosporonales, Trichosporonaceae. Gene Ontology annotation, molecular function: oxidoreductase activity, acting on the CH-OH group of donors, NAD or NADP as acceptor. The record is from RefSeq and is a predicted model, not a curated record. Bases 349 to 2538 code for a protein of 729 amino acids. The transcript is spliced from 15 exons.